Haemonchus placei is the source of this 1005-nucleotide messenger RNA. The record is from the annotation of a GenBank genome assembly. NCBI's taxonomy places the organism in Eukaryota, Metazoa, Nematoda, Chromadorea, Rhabditida, Trichostrongylidae.
AUGGAACUCGUCCAGAUCGAUUUCCUAUCGUAUCAAUCAAUUCCUGGGAAACCGGCCAUGAACUGGCUAUCCUCACGUCUUUCUGGACUUUUAGAUCAAAAACCCACCACACCUAUCUGGUUCCGUGAUAUUUGGAGAUCCGGCCCGCCGGGAAUACAACCGCCGUUGUCGUUCCAUGCUGAACAAUGGUAUCCAAGUAAUCUACCUACAGUGUUUCCACCAUGGAAAGAGCCGGGGGUAGACAUCGAAACAUUUCGAACAUUAACGCCACCCUCGACGACGACUUCGUCUCCUGAGUCCACUUCAUCGUUAAUGACAACGCCUGGUGUGGAUCCAACUCUACUCGAUCUCACUACUGAUAACCUCACCUCCCCUGAUGUCAACGAAACCACAUCGGCGAUAGGCACAGAGAACGUCAUUGAGCUGUCCAUAGCAUCCAAUGCAACAGAAGACAUCAGGAGUUCCAAUAGUAGCGAAAUUUUGACUGAAAUCGAAGAAAUCACUGAAACGUCUAUCGCUAACGAGACUUCCAUUGAGAUUACGGAGGAUUCCAGAAAGUCUAGUAGCAAUGAAAUUUCCAAUGAGAAAGCAAGACGUUCCAAGGACUCCAGUAGCAGCAGUUCCAACGAAAGCACUCUAGAUAGCAGAACAUCCAGGAGCAGUGGCGUUUCCUUUGAGAGCUCAGAAACCACGAGGACACCUGGCAGUGGCCGAGGCCUCCUUGACAGCGUAGAAGAUACCGGCACAUUCAACAGUAGCGAAGUCCUUGAUGUGAUGGAAGGAAAUGUGAUAGCCUCAAAUUGGAGCGAAAUUUUCAGUGAUAAUGGACGAGAGCUCCUUAUAGAUGAUAUUGAUAAAUUAUUAGUUCUGAGCGCUCAAUCGUCUCUAGCACCCGAAGUAUCAUCUAACCUAACCUUAAGAGAUGAAGAAAUUGAAGAAAAUUCGGCUGCUGCGACGUCUUCAAUACUCGAGGGCACAUUCGAGGACUCAUUACCGAGAAAAUAG